Carya illinoinensis is the source of this 2834-nucleotide messenger RNA. Its product is annotated as interaptin-like. The coding region runs from base 112 to 2553 and encodes 813 amino acids. The record is from RefSeq and is a predicted model, not a curated record. Gene Ontology annotation, molecular function: double-stranded DNA binding; nucleosomal DNA binding. Gene Ontology annotation, cellular component: nucleolus; nucleosome; nucleus. Gene Ontology annotation, biological process: chromosome condensation; nucleosome assembly; negative regulation of DNA recombination. NCBI's taxonomy places the organism in Eukaryota, Viridiplantae, Streptophyta, Magnoliopsida, Fagales, Juglandaceae. The transcript is spliced from 6 exons.
UGGUAAAAUCCGGCUGUCUCAAUUACUCAUCUUCUUCCUCGUACGCUAGCCUUCCGAAACGCCAUUACUCUGCCUUUCCUCCAUCUGCUACCAAGCUUGUGACAACAGUCAAUGCAGAACCCAGAAAAUAAACAAGCAAAAGCAGGGGCGGAAACUGAUGGGGCCCCGUAUCAUAGACUAAAGUUAAACAAGAUCAUUGAUGCUGCAAUGAGAAAGUAUAGAAGUUUAUACACCUACAGUGCCCUCAGACCAGAUCUCAGGAAGCAGAUUGAACAAUGUGUUUGCGAGAAAUUCUCUGAUUUGCACACUCCUGAUCAUCCCACCUAUGCUCUGAUGAUAUGGAGAGCAAUUGAAGGAUUGAAUGAGGAAAAGGGCUCAACUGAGGAAGCAAUAUCAAAGUUUAUUAAGGAAGAUGUUAAGGAUUUGCCACGGGCUCAUGCAAAUUUUUUAAGGCAUCAUUUGAAUAAGCUUAGUGAGAGUGGAGAGAUUGUUAAAACUUCUGAAAAUUGUUAUAAGCUGCCUGCGGGAAACAAAAUUUCUCUGAAAAGGAAGCGCUGGCAGUUGAAUGUAGCUGAAGGUCAAGUUAAACCAAUAGAAGAACAAAAGCCUGCAGAAGAACGAAGUGAACCAGUGCCACAUGCCAAUUAUAUUGAAAAACAGAUUCAGUUACAAGAAGAACAAAUUCUAUUAAUUGAAAAGUUAAUUGAGCUACAAUGGCAAAAGAAUGAAGCUAUUGAGAAACAAAAUAAGCUGCAAACUGAAGUGAGGAGUAAGAUGAUUGGCCUUAGUGAUCUGAACCUAUCAAAGGAGCCAGAGAAUGGUGAAGCUGCUGUGAGAUCCCAGAGUUCUUAUUUUGCAGGCCGGAGAUUGGAAAAUGAUGGCUCAUCACUUCUCUCAAAGGAUAAGUUUAUAGAAUUGCUGAAGAGGACAAAGAAGAUUGAGGAACAUCUGAUGGAUAUUAUUAACUCAUCAAGUGUCAGUCAGGUGUCAAAGCAUGGCACACUAAAACCUGUGAUGGAAGAACAAGAGAAGGAAAAUCUAAUGAAGCCCGAGCACAAGCAGCAAGUUGAGUUUUCUAAUCAAAGAAGGCCUCCACGACAUGAAGUAGAAACAUCACAGAAGAAAUCCAUAAAAAAGAAAAUGCAAGUUAAAAAAUUCUGUGGUCAGCAAGAGGUGCCAGAAUGCCAGACAAAACCAACUAGAACUUCCUCUGAUGUGCUAACAAAUUCAAGGCAGCUCAAAGAGCUGCAGCAAGAGCAUCAGGAUUCAGAGAGAGGAUUAGAAUUUUGUUUAAAAGCAAUGGAAACCGAAAAUGUUGAGCAAGAGGCAUCCAUAUCAAGAACUUCUCUCAACGUGGCCUCAGGACAGCCUGGGAUGAAGCUACUGGACUUUCCUGAAGACCAUUCCGAACUUUGCAGCCACCCAAUGCCAUUGGAGUUGUUACCAAUUAUGCGUUCUCUUGAUGUACUGCCAGACUCGCAGGAGCUAGAGCAUGUAGAGCAACUAGGGCUUCCAUAUUCAGGGGGUCCCCUGUUGCUUAAAUCAUCAAGGCUGGAGCCAUCAGGUCAAAAGGAGCAGCAGCUGAAAGCUACACUUUGUGGCAAGGGAAAGGCACGUGAUUACCAGCUUGAGCAGGAGCAGCAGGAGCAGCAACCAACUCAAGGCCAAGACGCAUACCAAACUGAACUGGCAGUAGAUAAUGCCAUUAAAAAAUCGUUGCCCUCGCAGCAGCACCACAGGCUGCAACAGCUAGUGCAUAAAGAUCAAGCGAGUCCUCUAAAGUUAAGGGCAAAGGAGACAGAUAUUCGGGAAUUAUUAUCCUCACAUGAUAUGCAUUGUCAUGAGCAACAGCCACAGGAGGAGGGCCAAGGCUGGCAAAGGCCCCACAGACAGAAUGACGGUGAAGAUCAAACUGCCAUGCCAUUGUUUUCCCUAGCACAUAGGAAUCGCUGUAAGCAGCAACAGCUGGAGUAUCUAGACCAGGGGAGGCAGUUAAGUCAUCAAAGCCAAGGUGCUUCCCAACCUGAACGGGCUGUAAAUGAUACCGUGAGGGAUUCAUUGCCUUCAAAAAAUUGGAACAAUCAACAGCAGCAACUUGAGCGCAAAGGCCAAGUGAGGCCUCCAAAAUUUAAGCCAAAUUUGCAAGUUUCUUUGGGAGGAUUAUUGCUUUCAGAUGAUCAGCAUUAUCAUGGGCCUCAGCUGCCAAAGCAUCAAAGCCGAGGGAGGCCUCCUAAAUCAAAGGGAGAUAUAGAUCCUACUACUACUGCCAUAUUAGCACUGCCCACAGUGCUUCAGAACCAAGGACAGACGGAGCUUCCUGCAACCAUGUCAAAGGCAGAUGCAGAUCUGAAGGUGUCAAUACCCAUGGGUAAUCAGAAACACAAUGAAUUGCAGCAGCAACAGCCUAAGAGACAGGAUCGAGGGAGGCCUCCGAAACGAAAACAAGUUUUAGCUACAACUAUGGAAGCAUCACUACCUUCACUGCUGCAGGAGCGAUUAAAACAUACAGGACGAGGGAGGCCUCCUAAAAGGAGGUUGGAGCAGAAAUCAUGAUGAGACGGCCAUUGUCCUUGAAGAGCAAACCGAAGCUAGCGAAGCAUGGGAAGGCCUUCAAAAGUGGACUGCAGCAAUAUGUGGAUGGUGACUAUAGUUACUUAAAUGUUCUGUUUUUGUGGCACUAGCAUUAUAACAUGCAAUUUUGUUUCUAGAGUUGGUAUUUGAUGGGUGUUUUUUUUUUUUUUUUUUUUUUUUAUGUUUUUGUAGAAUCACGGACGUCAGUUUUUAUUGCUUCUGGUGAAGUUGUGCAUAAUAAAUAUCUAUCCAUUCUCUCUUUA